Molecule: messenger RNA, 3209 nt
Organism: Salvelinus fontinalis (brook trout)
Lineage: Eukaryota; Metazoa; Chordata; Actinopteri; Salmoniformes; Salmonidae
Product: transmembrane protein 87A-like
Exons: 19
Coding region: 109-1800 (563 amino acids)
Biological process (GO): retrograde transport, endosome to Golgi
Cellular component (GO): Golgi apparatus; Golgi cisterna membrane
Source: RefSeq, a predicted model, not a curated record
AGCGCGACGUCAUCCACCAGGGUACCAGGCGUGUCCGUACAGCCUCUCCUUCACCAAACAGAGCCCGGGCCGGAACUGACUGCGGAACUGCUUCGUACACAAAUUAAAAUGACAGAUGUCACGGUGUUUUUGUCAUGUUCGUUGUUUUUUAUUUCAAUUUUGCGUCCAGGGAUCGGGGCAGAAGUGUCCUUGUGGAAUGUCGACAUCAACUCAUCACAAAAUGCCGUCUUCAGGAAGACAUUGUACGCCAACACAACCAUCUUUAUGAGAUUCCAGGGGGACUUGGCUUUAUGUGAUUCCAACCUGGCCUUCAACAUCAGUUGGUACCUCCGUUCCUCUGUCUGCUACAAUGAAGUCUUUAAUACUCCAGACAACAAGGCACUCACUAUGUUUGGUCUGGAUCACAUGCUGAAGGAGGACUGGAAUGGCUUCUACAGCCAGGGAUACAUGUACUUUGACAACUGCUCAGCUCUUUUUCUACCCAAGGUGUAUUACACAGACUUCAGCACCUAUCAGCCCCUCAUCAGCCCACAGAGCGAGGAAGGCAGGCCUUCCAAUCAGAGCGCUCCGCAGGGGUGGCUGGAAAAGCCGGAUAUAGGUGCGGUGGCCAAGGCGUGGUUCGACAGCCCCUACCUGUUUAUAGUGAAGGUGCAGCCGCAGCAGCGUGGAGAUGCCAGCGGGGGGCGCCCUGGAGCAGAGGAGGAGGAGACUAAUGAUGUCCCGGGAAACCUGGCCUUUAUCAUGACCGUGGAGAUGAAGGGACCUCGUGAAUACUCCUCCCCUGCAGACUGGCCUCUUAUGAUGUUCUACAUGGUGAUGUGUAUAGUGUAUGUAUUCUUCGGGGCGCUCUGGCUCUUCUGGUCGGCUUGUUACUGGAAGGAUCUCUUGAGGAUCCAGUUCUGGAUCGGAGGAGUGAUCAUCCUGGGCAUGCUGGAGAAAGCAGUCUUCUACUCCGAGUACCAGAGCAUCCGCUACAGAGGAGACUACGUCCAAGGUGCUGUAAUCUUUGCCGAGUUGCUGUCUGCUCUGAAGAGAUCUCUGGCUCGGAUCCUAGUGCUCAUAGUCAGUCUGGGCUACGGCAUCGUCAAACCCAGGCUGGGCACCACAGUCCACCGGCUAGCAGCAGUAGGUCUGCUCUACCUGCUCUUCUCCUCUGUGGAGGGAGUGCUGCGAGUCACAGGAGGUUUCUAUGGGACCGUAGCCCUGGUGGCUAACCUGAGUCUCUCCCUCAUUGACUCUUGUGUGAUGUGGUGGAUUUUCAUAAGCUUGUCCCAGACCACUCGUCUCCUGAAGCUGCGUAGGAACGUGGUGAAGCUGUCUCUGUAUCAGCAUUUCACCAACACACUUAUCUUCUCUGUUCUGGCUUCUAUUAUCUUCAUCAUCUGGACGACCAAAGUGUUUAAGCUGGUCGACUGCCAGACCGGUUGGAGGGACCUGUGGGUGGACGAUGCGUUCUGGCGCCUCCUCUUCUCCACCAUCCUCCUGGUCAUCAUGGUGUUGCUACGACCCUCCGCCAACAGCCAGAGGUUCUCCCAUUCCCCUCUGAUCGAUGAAGAUGAUGAUGAGGAUGAAGCCAAGGAGCCCAUGCUGAAUGAAGCGUUUGAGGGGAUGAAGAUGAGAGGCACCAAGGCUGAGACUAAUGGAUCCCAGUCACAGAAACUACUGAGUAAAGAGGAUGAAGACCUGAAAUGGGUUGAGGAGAACAUUCCCACAACUGUUGCUGAUGUAGCCCUCCCAGUAAUGCUUGACGAAGAGGAGGAAAUUCUGAAAACCAAGAUGGAGAGAUCCAAAAUGGAAUGACCGAGUGGAGGGGUUUCACCGAGGCAGCCAUUGAUGGAGUUAAAUGAAGACCGAGUGGAGGGGUUUCACCGAGGCAGCCAUUGAUGGAGUUAAAUGAAGACCGAGUGGAGGGGUUUCACCGAGGCAGCCAUUGAUGGAGUUAAAUGAAGGGACCCAUUAGAUCCUAUAUUUAUGUCCAACACUUUUUUAUGUUCCUUCAUUUUGAGCACCGCCAUGCAGCCGCUAAUAAACUCUACGGCUUUGCCAAAUGGCUCCCUAUUCCCUCUGUAGUGCACUACUUUUGACCAGGGCCCAUAGGGUAGUGCACUACUUUUGACAAGGGCCCAUAGGGUAUGGGGCCCUGGUCAAAAGUAGUGCACUACAUAGGGUUCCGUUUGGGACGCUCCCACACAGGGUUCCGUUUGGGACGCUCCCACACAGGGUUCCGUUUGGGACGCUCCCACACAGGGUUCCGUUUGGGACGCUCCCACACAGGGUUCCGUUUGGGACGCUCCCACACAGGGUUCCGUUUGGGACGCUCCCACACAGGGUUCCGUUUGGGACGCUCCCACACAGGGUUCCGUUUGGGACGCUCCCACACAGGGUUCCGUUUGGGACGCUCCCACACAGGGUUCCGUUUGGGACGCUCCCACAUAGGGUUCCGUUUGGGACGCUCCCACAUAGGGUUCCGUUUGGGACGCUCCCACAUAGGGUUCCGUUUGGGACGCUCCCACAUAGGGUUCCGUUUGGGACGCUCCCACAUAGGGUUCCGUUUGGGACGCUCCCACAUAGGGUUCCGUUUGGGACGCUCCCACAUAGGGUUCCGUUUGGGACGCUCCCACAUAGGGUUCCAUUUGGGACGCUCCCACAUAGGGUUCCAUUUGGGACGCUCCCACAUAGGGUUCCAUUUGGGACGCUCCCACAUAGGGUUCCAUUUGAGAUGUUCCCCGUCACUUGGCCCAGUGGCUCAGUCAGUCUGCCAUUGACACCUAUCUAUAAUAGUAUUGACACAGUGCAGUCUUAUCAUUUGUCUAUUUGCUAAAUGCAUUAUUAUGUGUCACUGUGAGUCUUUUUACGUCCGUUUCUGCCACCACCUCCCAAGAUAAUUAAUUUGACCCCCCCCCCCCCCCCCCCCCCCAACGCUGGCGAAGUGCAAUUUACUGAGCCACACAGCAGAAGAUCAGUAUCGGGCUGCCUGUGUAAACACCGCCUGUGUGGCCAGACUAGGUCCACUGACCCAGUAAUUUAUUCGACAGACAACAUAUGGUUUUGUAUUGUUAAAUUGUCCUGCAUUGUUUUUUUUGUUUAGCAGGAAAUAAGGACAGCAUCUAAUGUACAGUAAAGUGGGUCUGCGUUGUAAUUUCUUUGUUACAUUAAUGUAUGCAUUUUUUUGCUGUUUAUUCUGGGAUUAAAGUUUAUAUUAAAACCUC